UGUCCAGCCGGCUUUAGUUUCCAAGUAGUCAUUGAACUGAACGCACGUUGAAAUACAAUGCCAAUCACUAAAGAAAAUGUCAUCGUCGCCGACCACCCCGUGGAUCAUUCCGAAGUUCUACCCACGGCCCCAGAUAAGCCCUUGGUAGAAUCAUAUUUUGAGGCCCUUCGAACUCGGGUGGCGACCAAAGGUGACCGCGCUUUUCUUAUCAAUGGGGCGGAUGUGACGCAAAAGAUCAUGCUCUCGGAAUUGGAACCAAUGGCCAGGCAGUAUGCCAAAGUGUACACCUCCCUCGGUUUGAAGCGAAAUGAUAAGAUGCAGAUAUCCAUUCCCAACUCCUUGGAAUACUUUCCAUUGGCGUUGGGCGCUUGGGUUUGCGGUGCAAUUCCUUCCGUGACGGAUCCAGACCUAGCAGAGAGCACUGUGAUUGCACAAAUUCAAGAUACACGUGCUUUGAUCGUCAUUUGCUCCCCCACAAAUGCUGAGAGAUUCCACAAAGCACUCGCUAAAGUUGAAGGGGUGGAGUCUAAAUUGAUCGUUUUGGAUGACCCAGCUGCACCAAACGAAUAUCCUAAUAAGGCUGGAAUUCCACUUUUAAGUGAUCUGUUGAAGUCUGACAAGCUUCAAGAUCCCAAGCCCAUCACCGAUUUUCGCACCGACCAAGUGUCCUACAUCAGUUGGUCUUCAGGAACAACAGGCGUACCCAAAGGUAUUCAGAUGAGCUUUGAUUUUAUCAAGCAUCGCUUCGUUUAUGGUAAAGCAACCAUCCCCGGGUGGGAUCUCCUUACCACGUGCAUGUUCCAUAUCAGUGGAUUUGGCGAGCUGGUUAUAGGCGGGAUGCGUCAUGAAGUGGUCUUUUUUAGGGACUCUGAUUUGGUGAAAGACAUUAAAUUGAUCUUGAAAGCCUGCGACCAAUUCAAUAUAACCAAAAUGAUAAUGGGAACCCAUCACGUUGCCCAACUCGCUGCCAUCAAGGAUGCUGUCCCUUCGGGAUUGAAUGUGAACCGAGUCAGGGUAAUCAUCCCAGUUGGAACCUCAUUCCAUCCACACAUGAGUGAUGAAGUCAAGACCAUAUUCCCCAAUGUGAUUUUUGUCAAUUGCUAUUCAAUGACGGAAGUUGCAUUCCUGGUUUCCAUGUCCCUCAGCUUGACAUGUUUGGGACCCGUCAUGGAAGGGCAUGAGGUGAAGAUUGUGGAUCCCAAUACCAGAGAGGCACUUAAACCUCACCAAGUGGGAGAAAUUAUGAUCAAACCCCCCUAUCCAUUCCCUGGUUACCUCAACAAACCGGAAGAAACAGCUAAAUUCUGUGAGCCAGAUGGUUUUUGUCACUCCGGAGAUUUCGGUCAUUACGACGAGGACGGUCUUCUUUACUUCGACGGGCGAAUGAAAGAAAUCAUCAAAUUCAAAAAUAAUCACAUCCAUCCCUUUGAGUUGGAGACGCUCAUCCAACAAUUGCCAGGAGUCGAAGAGGUGGGAGUGUACGGAGAGCCUGAUCCCGCCUCCCAAGAAUUGGCCACGGCCGUGGUUCGAUUAACCCCUGGAUGUCAAAUGAGCGAAAACGAGAUCAUUGAGGCAGUGGCGGCCAAAGUAGAUGAUUUCAAGCAAUUGCGUGGUGGAGUUCGAUUUGUAGAAAAGGAAUUGCCUCGAAAUGCCAUGGGCAAACUACUUAGACGAAAUCUUAAUUCUUGUAAAUAGUUUGUCAUUGUUAGGACAUUACCAUGUUAAAAGGAAACUUGAUUUACUCAAUUCGGGUAGAAUUACUUCAUGAAAUAUCAAUUGAUCCAAAUAAAAGAUUUCUACUCGUAA
This is a messenger RNA of Tigriopus californicus, 1806 nucleotides long. RefSeq lists its product as uncharacterized. The coding region runs from base 58 to 1695 and encodes 545 amino acids. The record is from RefSeq and is a predicted model, not a curated record. Gene Ontology annotation, molecular function: CoA-ligase activity. NCBI's taxonomy places the organism in Eukaryota, Metazoa, Arthropoda, Copepoda, Harpacticoida, Harpacticidae. The transcript has a single exon.